Messenger RNA from Trichoderma reesei QM6a, 1791 nucleotides. RefSeq lists its product as uncharacterized. Gene Ontology annotation, molecular function: zinc ion binding; DNA-binding transcription factor activity, RNA polymerase II-specific; transcription cis-regulatory region binding. The transcript has 3 exons. The coding region runs from base 1 to 1791 and encodes 596 amino acids. The record is from RefSeq and is a predicted model, not a curated record. Lineage: Eukaryota; Fungi; Ascomycota; Sordariomycetes; Hypocreales; Hypocreaceae. Gene Ontology annotation, biological process: positive regulation of transcription by RNA polymerase II. Gene Ontology annotation, cellular component: nucleus.
AUGGGCUCAGGCUCAGGCUCCGGCUCUCCCUCCGGCUCUCCCUCCGGCUCCCCCUCCGGCUCACCCCCGGGCUCGGCUCCGGCUCCGGCCCAGCCCGUCCAACCACCCACCAAGCCGUGCCACAACUGCCGCCGCCAGCGGCUCCGAUGUGAUCGCUCGUACCCACACUGCAACAAGUGUGCCGCUGCCGGCAAGGAGUGUCUCGGCUACGGCAAGCUUUUCCGCUGGACGGGCGCCAUCGCCAGUCGUGGGAAGCUCGCCGGCAGGACCUCGAGCGCGCCGGUGGAGGCAGGGGCACUGCAAGAGGCCGACUCCCGGGCCGGAUCCGGAUCCGAGGGCAACGGGGUGCAAGACGCAGGAACCUCGCCCAACCUGACUUUCAGGAGGGCAUCGUCGGCAGUCUCAGGGACGCCAGGAUCGCCAGGAUCGCCGACAUGGCCACUAUCUCCCCGGCGGCCUGCCACUGCCACUGCCUUGGCCUUGAACCGUACCUUUGCAUCGACGUCGCCAACGGGAAUCUUCUCCCAUCCCGCGUCUCAUAUUGCCGGUCCGAGCAUUGCUCGAACGCCGGUCGAUCCCUUGUUUCAAGAUCUCAGCCCUUCCCAUCGCUUCUACCUCGACUACUUCACAACUCGCGUAUGCAAAGACCUCGUGUCCAACGAUAUGCUAGGAUUCAAUCCCUUCCGUAGCCUGAUACCGCUUACUGGCGCUCACCCGCUGCUGCAGCACAUCAUCGUCGCAGCUUCGGCGGCUCACAUGUCAAACCUCAUCAGCAUGGGCCUGCCCUUUCCAGAUGAUGGCGGAUUCAUCCCCGCGAACCGCCCUGCGGCUUCGGCCAAGGCACUCAAUGAUGCCUUGGUUGCCAAGCAUACAGCGCUGAAGCUCAUGUCUGCCGCUAUUCAGAAUCUUCAUGCAGUCGAUGGUGAUGUCGUGCUAGCAGCGUCGCUCUUCUUCAUCAACGUGGAGCUGAUCGAGUCUGGGAAGCACGGCUGGAGGGCGCAUCUCGAAGGGGCAGCCAAGAUCAUGUCCUCCUUGCAGCUUACCCAGGCCUGGGAUAGCUCAUUACGGGACUACCUGCUCUCAGAUUGCUUCAUUUACUUUAUCCUCGCUUCUGCCUUCAUGCCCGCCCGGUAUGCGACGUCGCUCCAAUUUGAGUCUUCCCAAAUACCCUUUGUGCUCGGAAAGACCGUGGCGAAUAGUUAUUUGUGUUGCCCACCGGAGUUGAUGGAAAUAUUACACGCUGCUUCCCAACUGUCGAGUGAAUUGGUCCAUGAUCAGACGAGCGAAGAAAUCACCGCGGCUGCAAUCACACUCGUCAAUCGUGCCCAAGCGUACGAUAUCUAUUCAUGGGCGCGCGACACUUCAGGAGUACUCGAACUGCCAAAAGAUGUCAUGAAAAGCCGGAUGCACGCGGGAGCCAGCCACCGUUUGGCUGCGUGCAUAUAUAUAUUGCAGGCAAUCCCGUCUGCUGGAGAGAGGCUUGGUCCAGCAUUUGCCGCCUUCUUGGCGGACGACUUGAUGGCACAUCUGAAUAUGAUGCCCGUGGAUGACCCCAACUUCAAGGCAACCACAUGGCCAACAUUCAUUAUAGGCGCCGAGACGAGGGAGCCGGAACGACAAAAGUUUGUCAUGGAGAGACUACGGAUCAUGACCACCGUUUGUCCUUGGGGCUUCAUCCAUACCGCCAUGGAAACGCUCCAGGUAAUCUGGAACCUACCGGAUGAGGAAAGGGGGUCCAAGACCUGGGUACAGAUGCUCAAGGAUCCGGAGAUGAAUUUCUUGAUCGUCUAA